This is a messenger RNA of Ricinus communis (castor bean), 1687 nucleotides long. RefSeq names its product legumin B. The coding region runs from base 48 to 1490 and encodes 480 amino acids. The transcript has 4 exons. NCBI's taxonomy places the organism in Eukaryota, Viridiplantae, Streptophyta, Magnoliopsida, Malpighiales, Euphorbiaceae. Gene Ontology annotation, molecular function: nutrient reservoir activity. The record is from RefSeq and is a predicted model, not a curated record.
UCUCCAUUGCACCAUCAAAGUAGCUUCUCUUCUCUUCUCUUAACAACAUGGCUUACAUUUCCUUGCUUUCUCUUAGUCUUGGCUUUCUUGUUCUCUUCCAUGGUUGUAUUGCUCAAAUGGAGCAAGUAACUUCGCCGCCUAGCCAGCAAAAAAGGCAACUGCGGCAAGACCAAUGUCAACUCAGACGUAUAACUUCUGCCGAGCCCUCUCGUAGGUUCCAGUCAGAGGCAGGUGUCACAGAGAUUUGGGAUGAGAAUGAUGAACAGUUCCAUUGCGUUGGUGUUGUAGCUAUGCGCCAUACAAUUCAAGCAAGAGGCUUAUUGUUGCCUCAAUAUGUCAAUGGACCUAGGCUUAUAUACGUACUCCAAGGUAAUGGUGUUCAGGGAUCUGUAUUCCCAGGUUGUCCUGAGACAUAUCAGUCACCAUCUCAAUCACAUUCAGCCCAAGGAUCUAGCCAGAGAGACCAGCACCAAAAGGUUCGACAAAUACAUGAAGGUGAUGUCAUUGCUUUGCCUGCUGGAGUAGCUCAAUGGGUUUACAACAAUGGUCGAUCUUCUCUUAUUCUUCUACAAAUCAUUGACACUAGCAAUCCUGCCAAUCAGCUCGAUCAGAAUCACAGAGAUUUCUUCCUUGCUGGCAACCCGCAACAACAAUUACAGAGUCAAAGAGGCCAGAGAAGGCAGAGCCGAGGGGGCCAAAGCACAAGGGGCCGAGAAGAAAGAUCUGGCAAUGUCUUUUCAGGCUUUGAUGAGCGACUGAUAUCAGAAGCUUUCAACAUCGAUACCGAGCUUGCAAGGAAGAUGAGGGGAAAAAGUGAUAACAGAGGCAUAAUUGUGAGUGUUGAACAAGAUCUUGAGAUGCUAACCCCACAACGAAGCCAAGAAGAAGAACGAUAUCAACGAGAAGAAGCAUCUGAGGAGAGAGGUGGAAGGACAUACAAUGGCUUGGAGGAAACUUUCUGCAACGCUAGACUCGAAUACAAUAUCAACGAUCCAUCACAAGCUGACACUUACAACCCAAAUGCUGGUCGUCUCACCACCAUCAAUAGCAACAGCCUUCCGAUCCUCGCAUAUCUCCGGCUCAGUGUUCAAAAGGGCAUCCUCUACAGUAAUGCCAUGAUGACACCACACUGGAACCUGAAUGCCCACACCAUAUGUUACAUUACUAGAGGAAGUGGUCGUGUCCAGAUUAUUAAUGACCAUGGAGAGACAAUGUUAGAUGGGCAAGUCAGGGAGGGUCAGAUACUAACAAUCCCACAAAACUUUGUGGCAAUGUCUAAGGCAAGCAAUGAAGGCCUCGAGUGGGUAUCCUUCAAGACUAAUGACAAUCCAAAAAUGAGCCAGAUAGCAGGAUCCGUCUCUGUAAUCAAGUCCAUGCCAGAAAAAGUGAUAGCAAAUGCAUUUCAGGUUUCCAGGGAGGAUGCUAGGAGGCUUAAGGAGAAUAGACGGGAAAUCAUGAUGUUAAGUCCCAGUUCUAGGUCCAGAUACUGAAGGAGCUUGUAACAUAACUAGCAAAUCUUCAAUGUUUUGUAAUAAUAAAAUGCACUGUGCGCCUACCUAGAGCCUACAUGUAUUCAGAAAUUAAGUCCUGUUGGCCAUGAGGAGCUAGGGACUAUUCUUAGUUCCAAGAAUAUGUGUAUAUUUCUUGCACAAGAAAUGAAAGUCUAACUAGCAUUGAGUGAAACAAA